Aspergillus ruber CBS 135680 is the source of this 920-nucleotide messenger RNA. RefSeq names its product post-initiation translation factor DPC29. The transcript has 2 exons. Gene Ontology annotation, cellular component: mitochondrion. NCBI's taxonomy places the organism in Eukaryota, Fungi, Ascomycota, Eurotiomycetes, Eurotiales, Aspergillaceae. The record is from RefSeq and is a predicted model, not a curated record. The coding region runs from base 1 to 837 and encodes 278 amino acids.
AUGGCUACGAUACUGAACAAGGGGCUAUGGCAACAGUAUAGUCGCAUUGGACGCCAGGGGAGCAAGGCUUGCCGUGAGUUUAAUAGCAGUGCCACUCUAUUCUCAGGGCACAAUCGGUGGUCAACUAUCAGACACGACAAGGCAAAGAAUGACAAGGCAAAGAGCAAGGAACGGCAAGCUGUAGUCAAGGAUAUUAGCAGUGCUACUCAGAUGUGGGGACCUGAUCCUAAAUUCAAUCCCCGUUUGACUCUUCUACUGUCGAACGCCAAACGAGCUGAAAUCCCGAAAGCAGUCAUUGAAGCAGCUAUCGCACGAGGUCGGGGGAUAAGCGUUACGGGCCAAGCUCUCGAACAAGUAACAAUUGAGGCUAUGCUACCCUUUUCCGUUGCUGUUGUGAUUGAAUGCCAGACGGAUCAGAAAGCGCGUACUUUGCAAGAUGUGCGCCAUGCUAUCAAGGAAGUUGAGGGGGUCGUAACGCCUACUACAUACCUCUUUGAGAAGAAGGGUAGAAUAAUCUUCGAGAAAAAGGAUGGCGCGAGUCCGGACGACUACUUAGACCAGGCCAUUGAAGCUGGUGCAGCUGACAUCGUCGCAGGCGAGGAUGGUCGUCUUGCUAUCUUCACCGAGCCUACUGAAACGAAAGAGGUUGGAGAGACUUUCUCUAAACUAACCGGGCUCAAUAUUGAAGAGCUAGAAAUUAUCUGGGAUCCGAAUAAGGAGACGUUGGUGGAAGUGAGGGAUAAAGAACAGAUUAAGAGCAUUGAAGAUAUGUUGAGUACCAUCCGGGAGGACGCUAGCGUACGAGAUAUCUAUUUAAACACGUCAAGGGAAUUCUAAAGAUCAUGAGAGCUGCGUAUUAUACAGUUAUGGGAUGAAGUCAUAGAAUAUAUGUAGAUUUGGAUGCACUACGAUGAAUAUAU